AUGAUACACGAUAAGAACCGACGCGAUGUAAUCCUAAUUGAGGUUGGCAUCAGUAGACAGGACAGGACCAAAAUAACUCCGUACGUGAUGAUUUGGGAUGGCAUUGUAACGAACUUUCACAAACGCUACGCAAAGGAUAUCAGUAUAUCUGACCACAUCAAGCCAUAUAUCCAGUGGAUAUAUGGCUUGAUGUGGUCAGAUAUACUGAUAUCAAAAGUGCUCAAAAAGAUACUCGAAAGCAUCUCAUUCGAUGAUCACUAUGGAUUUCACGAGGAUGGUGAAAAAAGAUCAGCACAAAAAUUUUGA
Thelazia callipaeda (thelaziosis nematode) is the source of this 306-nucleotide messenger RNA. Lineage: Eukaryota; Metazoa; Nematoda; Chromadorea; Rhabditida; Thelaziidae. The record is from the annotation of a GenBank genome assembly.